AUGACCACAAGGUACGACGAGCGGGGCGUUCAGGCCCGUUACAAUACAGUGCCGCUGCGGCGCCGCUGGUCGGGGCGUGUGUUGUACGGCGCCGUGUGGUCGCAGCUGGCCCGCCUGCUGUCGGCGCGGCCGCCGCCCGCCGCCGCCGCGCCCAACCACGCCACCGACUGCGACGACAGCCUCGGGUACGAGUUCCCGUUCACGCUACGAGUGGUGACGCGGGACGGCGAGUGGUGCGCGCGCUGUGAUUGGCCCGCGCUCUGCCGCGGCUGCGUGCUCCCGUGCGGCGACGACCAAGCGACCGACUCGGGCGGCGACGGCGACCUGCUCGAGAAGCAGCAACACGUGGUCGGCGUACGCGAGGCGAGCGCGCUGUUCGGGCGGGGCGGGGCGCUCCUGGCCGUCGACUGGGACCCCACGGCGCUGCACCUGCGGUACCAGACCGCCAGGGAGAAGUCGUUCGUGGAGCACGGGUCGGUGGCGGCGUGUCGCCAGGCGGCCGGCUGCGGCGUGGACCUGGCCAGCUGCCUGCGAGCCUUCACCGAGGACGAGCGCCUGGAGCAGCGCUACCACUGCUCCGCCUGCCGCUCGGCGCAGCCCGCCACCAAGGCGCUGCAGAUGUGGCGUCUGCCGCCCGUGCUGAUAAUCCACCUGAAGCGAUUUCAAUACGUUAACAACAAAUGGGUGAAGUCUCACAAAGCAGUGAACUUCCCUUUUGAGGAUCUUGAUCCAACGCCAUACCUCGCGUCGGUGCCGCAGGAGACCAUCCUCAGAAACCGAGAGCUUCAGUCCCGUCUCGUCGACGUAGACGAUGGAAGGGAAAUGAAUGAAAAUGAGGACGAGCGUGAUCGACAGAACGUGCAGAGGUGUGGCGGGCAUGAGGAUUCUCCUCUCGUAGACUUGGACGAGGAAGUUGGGGAUAAAAAUACUACGCCUGCGCAUGAGGAGCGCCUCGUGGAGGAAGACAACGAAACAAUGCGGCGGGAGGGCAGGCGGCGACGCCUGCAGUCCAGCAGUCUGCUGGCCACGCCUGUGCUGGAUGACCAGCUCGUGGACUUCCACCAGCACCGCCUGCUUCCCACCGAAGACCCAUUCGAUAUCAAGUAUCGGCUCUACGCUGUUGUGGCGCACACGGGCCAGCUGAGUGGCGGCCACUACGUGUCGUACGCGCGGCACCCCAGCGGCGUUUGGUUGUGUCACAACGACAGCGCGUGUCGCGAGGUGAGUCCGGCCCGCCUCGACCCCGCCGCCGCCUACCUGCUGUUCUACGAGCGGCGCGGCCUGGCCGACCACCACUACUUGCCUCCCGUCGCGUCCCCCGCCGCCCCCGCCGCCCCCGCCGACGACGACCCCGAGCGGGCCUGCGUGCUCGCCUAGCUCACACCGCCUGUGGCAGGCCACUGAUAAACGUUGUUAUAUAAGCUCACUUCAACCUCAAUACUGCAGUGAAAUAUUCCCAAAUCAUUUCUCGCGGGUGAUACGGCCGGUCUUGCCAUUAUACGCAAUAAAUUAAUUUAUUAUUUUUGACACAGUCUUUAAACAUUCCUAUGAAAUAUUGCAACAUAUUAAUUUUUAUUUACAAUAUGAAAAUUGCUUUUCUCUAGUAAUAUGUUAAAAGUGUUACAUAGCAAUGUUUGUUAUUACAUUAACAUGCUGGUACUGUAAACAAGUAUUUAUUUAAUUUAUAUAAAUUUUAGUUCACAAAUGCAAAUGUAUUUUAAAUUAUCCAAUGUGUAAAGAUUUUCUUUACAAAUGUACAAACAAUUCAACAGUACUUAAGUAUCUACAGUAUAGACUCCUUAAAGACACCUCGAUUGUAAACGACACAUUAAAAAGCCUGGGCGUGCACGUUACUGUGUAUCCGAAUGAGACGUGUCAUAUAAAGUUUUCAUUCUUUAACUGUUACUCACUUAUGAUCUUGAGAUAAUAAUAUCAACUCUAGUGGAGACCACUGGACAGGCUGUUUCAUUUGUUUGACAGCAUUUUUUUUAUGCCUAUUUGAAGCGCCACUCGGGAGCUUCCAGAAAACUAAUUUUGACGUAUAAUAUUAAUGGCUGCGAAGGAGCAUACGUACUCGGUAUACGUAAUCUUUGUAUUUUGAAUUACUUUCCUUAAUUUUCCGUGUUAUUUAUACUUCAAGAAUCAACGUAAUAAAGUACACAUUUUUUUUUGUGAUAACUUUCCCACCAUCUUUGUUUGCUGAGCUUGUCAUCACUAAUAUUAGUAACGCAUACUCUCACUACAUGGCCAACAGCGCCAAAAUGGCGAAUAUCAAACAGGCACAAAAGCACUUUGGACAGCCGCCAGUCCAGUAGUAUUACUAUAUACUUAGAGGUCAGUUGUGGAGACUGAAUGCAGUCAGAAAGUGCUGUGUGGUGACAUCUGUCACACGUUAUAGUCAGAUCAUGGUAAAUGUGAUUGAUGUUACUGUAUGAUGUUAUUAUUAUUCGUUUUUUAACACAUUAAUUAUUAUAGCAUAUGUUUAUGAGUUAAUGUUAAGGGUUUAUGUGUAAUAUUGAAUUUUGUAUAUAAGUGCUCAUAUUAUAUAUGUGUGUUAUUUAUUUUUAAGAUUAUUUUAUGAUGAAAUACGAACACAAAUUUAUAUUAAAUAGCCAAUGAUUUUUUUGUAAUUAUUAUAAAGAUUAUUUAAUAAUAAAUGAUUAAAUGUCGAUAUUAUAUCUGUAUUGA
Leptidea sinapis is the source of this 2688-nucleotide messenger RNA. RefSeq names its product ubiquitin carboxyl-terminal hydrolase 32-like. The coding region runs from base 1 to 1377 and encodes 458 amino acids. The record is from RefSeq and is a predicted model, not a curated record. Gene Ontology annotation, biological process: protein deubiquitination. Gene Ontology annotation, cellular component: Golgi apparatus. The transcript is spliced from 6 exons. Lineage: Eukaryota; Metazoa; Arthropoda; Insecta; Lepidoptera; Pieridae. Gene Ontology annotation, molecular function: cysteine-type deubiquitinase activity.